Carya illinoinensis is the source of this 1288-nucleotide messenger RNA. Its product is annotated as transcription factor MYB8-like. Bases 102 to 836 code for a protein of 244 amino acids. The record is from RefSeq and is a predicted model, not a curated record. Lineage: Eukaryota; Viridiplantae; Streptophyta; Magnoliopsida; Fagales; Juglandaceae. The transcript has 3 exons.
CCCAGCCACAAUGUUCUUGGGCUCUCUCUCUCUCUCUCAGAAUUUUUUAACGUCAUUUCUCUUCCAAGCUGCUGCUUGUGAAGCAAAAGGGCUUCUGUAUAAUGAGGAAGCCUUGCUGUGAUAAGCAAGACACAAAUAAAGGAGCCUGGUCCAAGCAAGAAGACCAGAAGCUCAUAGAUUACAUUCGAAAACAUGGUGAAGGAUGCUGGCGUACCCUCCCUCAGGCUGCAGGCCUCCUUCGCUGCGGUAAAAGUUGCAGGCUGAGAUGGAUAAACUACUUACGGCCAGACCUUAAAAGAGGUAACUUUGCUGAAGAUGAAGAAGAUCUUAUCAUCAAGCUUCAUGCACUCCUAGGCAACCGGUGGUCGCUUAUAGCUGGAAGAUUGCCGGGACGUACAGACAAUGAAGUAAAGAACUACUGGAACUCUCACAUAAGAAGAAAGCUGAUAAACAUGGGAAUUGAUCCAAACAAUCAUCGCUUGAGCCAAAAUCUGCCUCGCCCUCAAAACCUGAUCAGUACAUCUUCUGAUGCAAAAUUAUCUGGUUUGAAAUCAUGUGUUGCUGAGCCACCUGUCACGAAAUCCCGAGGCUUCGACAUCAAUGAUAAUAUUUUUGAUCAAGUAUCCGACGCUGGAAGUUGCUUGUUGGAGGAUGAUAAUUCGUGUAGCUUGCCGGAUUUAAACCUUGAUCUGACAACCAGCAUUCCUUUUACUCCAGUACUUAUUGAUCAUGAUGUCGAAGAGAGACAAAAACAUAAUCAUGAGUCUAACGCAUCAGAGCCAGAUCAAGAAGAUCUUCACUUCAGUCCCUCUCCUACGCUUCUUCUAUUUCAAUAAUCCAUCCCAUUCUUUUCUGUCAAAGCUUUCAAGUACUUGGGAUUUCAAAUACGAUUUAUGGUUUCACUUCGAAACCAAUUCUUUAGAAAGAGGCGCCAUGCAUAUAUAACGCGAAGCAUUUGGCUGGAAAGGCCAGCAAACAAAGAUACAUGGCAGCUGCGAAUUAAGCACCUGAAAUGAUCAGAGACAGCCCCAUUAAGAAUGAUCGACGAAGCGCAGCGAGCUAGCUGCAGGCAUAUAAUUCAUGAUCUCUUCCAAUACUCUUAACAAAUCCGUCCCAUAAUUUUCAGCCUGCAGCGCAAAUGAUUGUCGUGCACAUAGGUCGACACGGGGUAAUUAAUAAUAAAUAAUAUUUUUGUAUGUGUUCGUCGGUGUAAUAAUUAUAUGUACAUGAGCCAUUUAACUUAUGUAUUAUAUCUCAUGUAUCUGCAUUAAUUUUAUGACUUUGAUUA